This is a messenger RNA of Brassica napus (rape), 567 nucleotides long. RefSeq names its product proline-rich receptor-like protein kinase PERK10. NCBI's taxonomy places the organism in Eukaryota, Viridiplantae, Streptophyta, Magnoliopsida, Brassicales, Brassicaceae. The transcript has a single exon. Bases 1 to 567 code for a protein of 188 amino acids. The record is from RefSeq and is a predicted model, not a curated record.
AUGGCCGGAACAUCAACGAAGAAGGUUCGGAAACCCUCAAAACGGUCUAAACCAUCUCCUCUACCGCCGCAGUAUGAGUUCACUCCAAGGACAACAGAGCCUCCACCUCGUGGCAACCGCAGAGCUGGACCAACGGUGAGUGACUACCCACCUCCGAGACAGCUGUUCGAGGAGUCUACGCCGAGGACCCAACCUCGAGCUGCUUCAACGCCUCUUUCUCAACCAGCUCCACCACCACAACCUCGAGGGUCUCAAAUCUCAGCCAAUGUUCGACCUCGACAACCUACGGUCUCUAUUAGGCGACAAUCUCCUAUCAGUUCUGAAGCUCAAAACUCACAAAAUACUGAAGCUCCAGAAGGUCCAGAUGAGGAUGAACCAGUCCCCAACUCACCAUUUCCAGUAGAACCGAAUCUGUCUGAAGACCAGACGAGGCUUCCCAACGCCCUUCUCUCCCAGCCCGGCCGAGAGCGCUACACCAUGAGCCUUUCUCCCACCUUCGAGCCUGGAACCAUGUGGUUAGUUACUUAUCUAUCUGAAUAUUUUAAGCUUAUGAGAUUGUGUCUGUGA